Molecule: messenger RNA, 3595 nt
Organism: Amoebophrya sp. A25
Lineage: Eukaryota; Dinophyceae; Syndiniales; Amoebophryaceae
Source: the annotation of a GenBank genome assembly
AAUCCCUGAAAAGAAUUCAACUGGAACAGGAAAGAACAAUUCUCGCUUUUUUUUGGAAUAAAUGCUUUCCACUAAGAACAGUAAAACGAGCACACCAGGAUACGAUGAAUAUAUCGGUUACUCUCGUUGCAGCGAGAGAACAAUACUAGACCUUCGAGGGAUGAGGAGACUCCAUGUGCUGGAAUUUUGAGUAAAGUUAGGAACGGGAUCAUGGCGGCCUCGCCUUUGUUCACGCAGGUAGCCGAACCCUGCGGCUGCUCGCCAUCAUUGUUGGAUAAUAACCUGACCUCCUCACCCACCUUGGCAGCCUUCAGCUCGAGAAAUAAGGUACUACCACGUCUUAUUACAGCCACUAAGUACCUGGAAUUAUUUUGCGGGAGCGGGAGGUCGCGAUCCCAAUGGUAAUGAUCCGUCUUGUCGACCUUCACCUUGAAGAACAACGUUGAUACUGCAUCUUCAUCGUUUAGUGAGUCACCUUGUUCAUCUUUCUUCGUUCGUCCGCCUUCAGGUAACGUUUCUGCAUCCGGAGCAGUGUCGUUUUUUUCCAGGCCCACAGCUUGGUGGGCAGAUCUUUUACCUGAAGUAUUUGCGCUUGUUCACUGGUGAGCAUGUAUUGUGUGUGGGAUUUCAUGGUUAUGAAAGGAAACUACACUGCACUCACACUCAAGAAAUUGGCCAGGAUUUUUUAAGUACAGGGGGAAAGUAGCAGUAGCUGCUUUAUUUUUGAUCAAGUCGUGUGAGUCCGCUUUUUCUUUUCAUAAUGGCGGGACACAGAUAUACUCAGAAGAUGGCAGUUUCCUGUUGCAUUUGGUGCCCCUCGACACGUCCGCUCCGAACUCGGCAAAUGGCGGGCCCGGAGCGUCAGCGAAUAUCAGUUAAGCCGAAAAAACCGCGAUUCGCGAGCUUUGUUAUAAGAUACUUAAUAGACUUUGUUAAUAUGUGGCCUCUUUCAUAACCACGCCGCAAUGAGUGGAGGAGAGGAGGAUCCAUCUGCGCCUGCUGUAGCUGCAGAGCACCGCAUGCUUAUGGCUACACGACCCUUUACAUAAGCUCAAUAAGUAGAUUCAUCCCUGUUCCUGUAGUCCUGCCGUAUAACCAGAGUGUCUCUCCCUGGGACACGCGCAGAGCCACGGCAGAAUUAACAAUGACGUCACGAUUCAGACACCUAAGGAAUUAUCAUGACCCCGCACAACUUGUUCCAGUAAAUGCUCUUCAUUUGCUACCUCUAAUAACUCAUGUCAUCGCGGUGCAUGUUCGCUUUCUCUGCAUCAACCUGGUCGGCAAGUACUAUGCUUUGGCGAUGAUGUUGGGGUGGUCCAUUUUUGCAGCUACCUCUGUCUCCAACCUGGCGGAGGGAGUUUUGUUAGGCUUGGAAGUUGGUGAAAAUAAGUAUUUAGGAACUUCGGCUUGGCUUAUCUAUCAACAACAUUAUGUUGAAUAACAAGUACUUACAAGAGUUCGUGCUUUCGCUGGCUGACUGUUGUUGUUUCGGUACCUUUUCUACAAAAAAAUCCAGCUGCUCUAAUUUGAGUUUGACUAUGGGAGCUUCAAAGAUCUUCUCGUCCGUCUUAAAUAGAAUCAGUCUUCUAAGUUUCUAUCCAAUUCAGAACGAAUUGGUUUCGGUGACGCAGCUGGUGUAACCUGCCUCGAAACCGUCGGAAGGCCUGCGGGCGUAGCCGAGUCUUCAGCACCCGAUCGUAGUUUGAUUCUGAUUCUUUUGACAUUCUCGAAGCACAUGAUAGAAGGAAAAUAACCGGAUGAUUUUUUCUCGCCUUACUCCCUUCAUUCAUCAAUUCAUUUGCGAGGGUGUCGUGUGUACUUCUCUAUAUCUGUGUCUAUUUUACUUUCCGUCUCUAUUCGACUUGUUGGAGCUACAAGAUGUAAGUACCUAGACGAAGAUUGUUCAUUGAUCAUCACAUCAACGAUUCUAACAAGUACAACUAAUUCAUUUUUGAUACAGAAUCAAGCGAGCUUUUAGUUGGUUACGAAGAUGGUGCGCUUACUUGGUGGUCUGUGUCUGGGCUGCAUAUGGAUGCCCCGUUAAGUCACGAGCAACUACACCAUGACUCGUUUGACUUAUGACUUCUGGAAAUCUCCCACUUUGAAAAGCAUCCUGGACCUCCUUAUUCUAAAGGGAGAAACGAGUGGUCCAGGAUGACUCUCAAGAUGGAUUCCCGAAAGGUCUAAUUGACGACGUUCCCGUAACGAUACAGAGCAUAAUACCACCCGAUGCGCCCUCAGCAGAUAAUGCUGCAUUAUGAAAAAUACAAACAAUAAAGAAAUGAAAAGUUUUGUCCGAUUUUUUAUAAACAUCCUUACAACUACCACUUCUACCACUACCUUCUUCUUCAUCAAGCUGUCGUGUACUACUAAAUAUCGAUUUUGGAUAGGCAUUGCUCGUUUUGUUGAACGCAAGGGGCAUGACGACGACCCGUCACCUGGUAAAUGUUGUCUGAAGGUAUGAUCAUGUAUCAUGUAAAGGCAUCUUCAGCAUUACCUUUCUCUUUCAUACGCAAUAGCGACAGCAGUAGCAUUUGGCUCAGGCCGAGUCUUGCUCUAUACAGGAGCAAGAGAGCGAUUCGCCGAAAUAGCUGCACAUGGGAGAUGGAUCACAGGACUAGCGUUUGAUCCUGUUUUUAUGGACAACUACACUCAAAGUAAGUGGCAUUUGAAUUUGUUGAUUCGUCUCCUGUGCAUGAUAGUUAAGUGAUGAUGAGAAUAGAAGCACCAAUCGACGAUGGACCAUAUUGACCCCGUUCAUUUCCUCGAGACUGCUCGCGAGUGCUAGUGAAGACACAGUUUUGAACGUGUAUAGAGUAGACGAGACUAGUGGAGUGACCAUGGCGCAUAGCUCAGUUGUCGACACGAAACUGCUUACGGGACUAACCUGGAUAACGCCACAGGCGCCAAGAGCUGUUACGGUGAACUUUGUAAUGUAGUUGAUUACAAAGAGAAGAUAUCAAGAAGAACCAACAUUGUAUCUAUACUUUCCUACUAGUUGUACAAGAAGUACUACAAAAACAAUUUAUGUUGCCUCCAAAUUUCAUGAUUCUUAGUAUGAUGGUUUAAAAGAAUUCUCCUUCUGGUUUUCUUCAUUUGUCAUGGGAGCACGCAGCCGGAGCUCGCGGUAGUUGCAUACGAUUCUGAGAGCUAUCAGCGGAUUAAGUUGUAGCGCGUUGUAGUGCAGCACGAGUCCUAACUGACUCUGCGCGAUGUAGUGGACUCCACUUGUUGUCGCGCCUACUUCAUUUUUUAAGCUUACGACGCAGUGAAUAGCAUCAACAAGAAUUAACUGCGACGCCUACGAGGACCACGAGAGGUAUUGACACAACUUUGAUCACUUAUACAGUUACGCCUUCAUCAUGAUGAUUCCUUUUCUACAACUGAUCGAUUAUGCUGAACCUGAAGAUGAUCAUUCUUGGUACAACAGCUAUAAGAGGGGGGUGGGGUAUGUCUUUUCAACAGAUUUGUUUCUAGGGGGAGAAAAAAUGAGGGAGAUCCAAGUUUGUGCGCAGCGUACUAUUUUGCGUCUUGUUGGGCUGCCUCUUGCUCUUCUUCAUCUUCACACAAGCCAUGACUGGGAGAGUCUUAAAAA